CAUUAUCUGCUGCUCGUAGUGCAUACGAAGGAGCUGAACAAGAACAAAAAGAUAUAGAGGACAGUAUUGAUGAAAUUAAUUCCAAAUUAUCACUAAAUUAUGGGUUGAAAGAUGAAUUUGCCACAUUAGAUGAUGAAUGCUUUGAUCAUGAUUCUGGAGAUAAUUUUGCAAAGUGGAUUGGGGCCGAAUCAAAAGAUGAUCCACAACACUAUACUCAAAUGCUUUAUGAAAAUGGAGCUAGAUGUUGGAAUGGACCAGCUCGAUCCGUUAAGGUAUAUCUUGAAUGUGGAGCCGAAAAUCAAAUCCUAUCAGUCUCUGAACCUGAAAAAUGCGAGUAUCAUAUGAAGAUGAUUACUCCAGCUGUUUGUCUUGAGAAUAAUAGUCCUAAAAUUGUGCAUGAUGAAUU
Molecule: messenger RNA, 406 nt
Organism: Racocetra fulgida
Lineage: Eukaryota; Fungi; Glomeromycota; Glomeromycetes; Diversisporales; Gigasporaceae
Source: the annotation of a GenBank genome assembly